AUGAAGAGGGUGGCGCUCAUUGGGAGAGUUAGUGGGUUUAUCAUUGAGAUUAUGUUCGCCCAAUUCGUGAAGUCCCCUGCUCCGAUCAGUGCGUCGAUUAUGUUGUUCAGUUGUUGGGGCGGCAGUGAUGGUGGCGGCGUGUGUGGCGGAGGAGGUGGUGGAGGAGGUGGAAGAGGUGGCGGUGAAGAUGGUGAUUUAGGAGGAGGAGGUGGUGGCGGCGUUGUUCGUAAUGGAGGUGGGGGAGGAGAUGGUGGGGGUGUUGGCAAUGGAGGUGGUACAGUCGGAGGGGGCGGCGGUGGUGGUGGAGCGGAGGAGGUGGUGGUUGGAGGUUGUGCUGGAGCUGAGGUACUGAUUAUGGGGUUGAUGAUGGUGAGUAUGGUAAGGAAGGAGAGGAGAGACGGGAAGUUGGCCAUCACUCUGUUUUCUUGCUUUCUUGCUCUGUUUUUCUUGGAAAAUCUUUUCAAUCUGGUCAAGUGGAGUUGA
Molecule: messenger RNA, 483 nt
Organism: Corylus avellana
Lineage: Eukaryota; Viridiplantae; Streptophyta; Magnoliopsida; Fagales; Betulaceae
Source: RefSeq, a predicted model, not a curated record